AUGCUUAUCCCCAAGGAAGACCGCAAGAAGAUCCACGAGUACCUCUUCCGCGAGGGUGUGCUCGUGGCCAAGAAGGACUUCAACCUUCCCAAGCAUGGCGACAUUGACACCAAGAACCUCUACGUGAUCAAGGCCUGCCAGUCCCUGACCUCCCGCGGCUACGUCAAGACCCAGUUCUCCUGGCAGUACUACUACUACACCCUCACCCCCGAGGGUCUUGACUACCUCCGUGAGUGGCUCCACCUCCCCGCUGAGGUUGUCCCUGCCACCCACAUCAAGCAGCAGCGUUCCCACGCUCCCCCUCGUGGCAUGAUGGGCGGUGAGGAGCGUGAGCGUCGUCCCCGUGCUCCUCGUGAGGGUGGCUACCGCCGCCGCGAGCAGGACAAGGAGGGCGCCGCCCCCGGCGAGUUCGCUCCCAGCUUCCGUGGUGGAUUCGGCCGUGGCCGUGGUGCUCCCUCCUCCUAA
Molecule: messenger RNA, 465 nt
Organism: Aspergillus niger
Lineage: Eukaryota; Fungi; Ascomycota; Eurotiomycetes; Eurotiales; Aspergillaceae
Product: 40S ribosomal protein eS10
Exons: 4
Coding region: 1-465 (154 amino acids)
Cellular component (GO): cytosolic small ribosomal subunit
Molecular function (GO): structural constituent of ribosome; RNA binding
Source: RefSeq, a predicted model, not a curated record